ACUUAUUAUGUAAACAAGGUUGUAUAUGAAGGAUCGAUUAGAUGCGCGCGCUGCGCUCUUGGCUUCAGUCAGUUCCCGUUACAGCGAGCCUCGAUAGCAAAUACAGUCAGCUGGGGUUCAAAUAUAAGGAGCCAAGAUGCCGGGCGCCAGGCAUAAAAUACUGGGGCAUGUUCUGUCGGGGUUCUGCCAUAAGAUGAACCGUCGCAAACCUCUGUAUGGGGACGCAAUGGAUACUCCGCUCAACCGAUGUUUGACCACCUUGGACAUCACUUUGCUUGGCGUCGGUCACAUGGUGGGCGCCGGCAUCUACGUCCUAACUGGCGCAGUCGCUAGGCACAUGGCCGGUCCAGCCACGGCCCUCAGCUUCCUCCUGGCUGGAAUAACCUCCACCCUCGCGGCCCUGUGUUAUGCUGAAUUCGGGACGAGGAUACCGAGAGCUGGAAGUGCUUAUGCGUAUACUUACGUGAGCAUUGGAGAGUUCUGGGCCUUUAUUAUUGGAUGGAACAUCGUUUUGGAGUAUAUGAUUGGUGCAGCUUCGGUCGCCAGGGCGUGGUCCGGUUAUUUAGACGCCAUGUUAAACGGAGCUCUAAGCAAUGCCACCAUAUCCGUCACUGGAGAAAUGCACGAGACUCUUCUCAGUCGAUAUCCAGACGUUUUAGCAUUUUUAAUAUGCAUCUUAGCCUCGCUCAUUUUAGCGGUAGGCGUUAAAACCUCCGCUUACAUCAACAACGGCCUCACUAUUCUAAACCUUUUGGUCAUCACACUGGUAAUAUCGCUAGGUUUCUACUACGCUGAUACAUCGAACUGGUCUGCUGCCAAUGGCGGGUUUAUGCCCUUCGGUUUUAGUGGGGUAUUAGCUGGGGCAGCGACAUGUUUCUACGCCUUUGUUGGCUUUGACAGCAUCUCGGCGUCUAGCGAGGAAGCUAAAGAUCCUCGCUCAAUUCCUAUUGCGACAGUCCUUUCCAUGGCCAUUGUCGCUUUUGGAUACAUUCUUGUCGCUUUAGCUUUGACUCUUAUGGUGCCAUAUACUAGUAUUAAUCCUGAAGCAGCACUGCCCUCCGCUUUAGGUGCAGUGCAUGCCGAUUGGGCUAAAUAUGCAGUUUCCGUUGGAGCAGUCUGCGGAAUGACCACUACUCUUCUUGGAUCUCUGUUCUCCCUGCCCCGUUGUUUAUAUGCCAUGUCUACUGAUGGCCUUCUAUUUGGUUUCCUCAGCGACAUUAGCAACAAGUCUCAGAUCCCUAUUGCGAACUUGAUUAUUUCUGGAUUAUCAUCAGCGAUCAUUGCUCUAUUGUUUGACUUGGAGAAGCUCGUAGAAUUCAUGUCAAUCGGUACAUUAUUGGCGUACACAAUCGUGAGCGCUGCAGUUAUAAUAUUACGGUAUCGGCCUGCUCCUACAGUUGACGAUAAGAGUUUUGGAGUUCCACCGAUAGAUUCUCCUGGAGAUCGUGAAGAUAGUUCAGCAACUGGUACACCAGCGACUGAUGGCGGAUCUUCUUCUUCAGAGAUGUUCGAAGCUCUAACCGUCGGUCGUCUCCGCCCGCAAUACGCCUGGCUUGAGCCACUCGUCGGCGGCCGAGCACCCGGGGCUGCCGUCUCUGGCUGUGUGUACACUUUGACUGCGGCUGCCGCCGCGUUAUGUGCACAUAACCAUUUCGUGGCUGAACAGGCGGGCUUGUGGGCACUGCUGCCGGACCUUGUGCUGACUUCCAUCAUUAUUGCAUGUAUAUUCAUAAUCUGGGCGCACCAGCAGUCUCCAGCGCGGCUUCCAUUCAGAGUCCCAUGGGUUCCACUACUUCCUGCCGCCUCCGUCAUGCUCAACGUCGAGCUCAUGGUGAAUCUUAACGCGCUGACGUGGGCGCGGUUCGCUAUAUGGAUCACUUUUGGUCUCCUCCUCUACUUCCUCUACGGCAUCCACCACAGCAAGCUAGGCGAAGGCGUAGCCGGUCUCCUGUCCCGAUCAGCCAGCGCCGGCCGCGGCUGGGGCGCCAUCGAAAAGACUUCGCGGCGCAUCGGACGCUUCGGAAAAGAAAAGAGUGACGAUCGAAAACCGAUCAUAAGCGACGAUGAACUCGCGCGGCGGGAUCCGUGAUUCUAAAGUUGUAUGUGUUCUGAAGAUUCCAAUUUGAAAACGCACGUUAAACUUGUGGCUUGACAUCCCUCGGGUAAGCACCUAUUAUUAUUAUUUUUUUCAAUAUCCAUAAUUGUUACGGUUCCUAUUCAGAUAUGGAUUCAGGGAUACAGAUAAGUCAAAAGGCCAAAUUAGAUAUUUAUUGAAAGAACACAUGACAUCAGCAAAAGACUAUUGGUUUAAAAGUCUGCAACAUAUGACAAUGAUUUUGCCUUCAAAUAUACGUCAAGGUGCGUUUUCAAUAUGUAAUGACUCUAUCUAAUAAUUAUUUACAGAUCUGUGUUCAGCUCUAUAAACUGUCGCUUAGUUUGUUCGUUUUAGUUAGUUACACGUAAGACACAAUGUCGCCAGUGGUUGUGUUAUAAUUUGCUUGGCUAUCCCAAGAUGAUUGGCACUUUUAAAAAUAUUACUUUGAUAUCUCUAUAAUCUGAUUAUAGAACAUGACUACCGUUUUUAAAUGUAUCUACUUCUAUUAUUUAUUACCUACUCAUACGAUUUGUUAUGGAUUCUUGAACUAUUCGGACAACAUAGGCACAAAAUGAUAUUGCAUUUAAAACUUUUAUACUCCAAUGGAAAAAUGUUUCAAAUAGUGAUGACUUCAAUUUUAGAAGUAGGUAUAAAAUGAGAUGAAAUUUUAAUUGAAGGAGGUAUCUUCGUCCACGGGAUUAACUGAUAAAUUGUACCUACAAAGCCAUAAGGUUCUCCCUAAGUCAUUUAAAAGUCUUGCUGCUUUAGUGCAACACGCGAAAACUACAUAAAGAAUAAAAUGUAAUGUAUUCAAGCGCCAUAUCAUUGAUAACAUCUUCAGAUGACUUAUACGAUGGCAGUCGCUGGUCCAAACUCUUUGGCAUGUCUGGGAACGUAGCCGAAUGGCACAAACGCUCACGAAACGAAACGCUCGUAGAUAUCUAUCUCUAUCGCUCUUGCAUAUUGGCGCGACAGAGCCAGACUAUUACCUUUCACGGCGUUUCGUUUUCGUUUCGCGUCGCAAAAAUGCCAUUCGGCUACGGCACCUGUACUAGCGGGGGCAACGGAUUUGUAGAAACAGUUCGUGUUACUAACUGACGAUAACGUUAUGCUAAUGUUCAUGUUAAAUUAGCUUAAAUCACAGUAUAAUAAAGAGUACUGUCGUACAGUAUGGCCACACCCGCUCUCCGCUGAAAGUGCCGCCCACCCCCUCUCGGUUACCUGACAGUUACCGCUUGUCAAAAACGCGAAUAGUCGACCUGU
This is a messenger RNA of Leguminivora glycinivorella, 3358 nucleotides long. RefSeq names its product cationic amino acid transporter 4. Gene Ontology annotation, biological process: amino acid transport; transmembrane transport. Gene Ontology annotation, cellular component: plasma membrane. Gene Ontology annotation, molecular function: amino acid transmembrane transporter activity. The record is from RefSeq and is a predicted model, not a curated record. NCBI's taxonomy places the organism in Eukaryota, Metazoa, Arthropoda, Insecta, Lepidoptera, Tortricidae.